Molecule: messenger RNA, 2257 nt
Organism: Ostrea edulis (European flat oyster)
Lineage: Eukaryota; Metazoa; Mollusca; Bivalvia; Ostreida; Ostreidae
Exons: 8
Coding region: 51-2000 (649 amino acids)
Source: RefSeq, a predicted model, not a curated record
ACACCCCCACAAUCGUCCUAUCGAGGUGUUAGGCGACCUACGGCUUUUUGAUGAAAAUGGACCCUGGUUGCCCGACAACAGCAGAAGCAUGGAACCAAAAAUCGUCUGAAAAAGCAUGUUCCCCGAGAGACUACUACCACUGUAUACAGACACAACAUCAUAAAGUAACUGAACGAUGUGAAAGUCCUAUCUGGAUUGAGGGAGGUAAUUGUUCCAUUUUCAACAAGACAUUGAAGUCCAUACCAUGCAUAUCCAAAUCAUCAAGUGCGUGCCCAACAGUCAUUUACAAAUCAAAUACAGUGUUUAACUACCCAGCGUGUUUUCCUGACGCAAGUAUUUAUUCAGCAACUUCCCGGGCUCAACAACAAACCAGAUCAAUACAGGGAACGAGCAUUAAUAGUGGGGGAGAUGGUUUUAAAAAUAUUUUUUCAACAACUACCCGAGGUGUUAACCAUGCUGUUCAACAACAGAACACAUCAACAAUCAGAACGAGUACACACGACGGGGGAGCUGGUCCGGGGCUCCUGGCGCUAAUCCUUCUCAUCAUUCCUGUGGUUAUUGGUGUUAUUGUUUUCUUACAAAGAAGAGGGUACAUCAAACGAUGGCGAGGAAACAUCAACAGAAGACGUCAUCCUGACAAUAUGACCGAGCAUUCUGCAUCAUCUUCACCUUGUGAUGCAGGUCACAUGGGAAGUAGGAGCAAUGUUAAAAACGACCGUGACGAAAGAGAAGCGUUGAUAUGUACCAAUGACUCUACUACUCUGUCAGCUGAAGGAUGUGAUACGACUGUCGUACAUCGACCGCCUGCUGGAGAAAGUCAAAGUUUGGGAAGAACAAAGGAAAUUCAGUCAACUACCAAAGGGCGGCGGAUACACGUGGUUAUGCCGAACAUAUCUUUUAUUGAUGGGGUGGUAAAAUCACUGUCCUCUCUAAACAUCAUGGUAUUUACUGGAUUACCAGGAAGUGGAAAGACUUCUAUCGCUAACGAAACUGUUGUGUCUGUUUGUCAAAAUUUCAUCACUGGAGCAGAUGUUCGGCACCCGAAGAACAUGAAAGAGUUGGAGGGAAUUCUUACGGACAAGGCAACUUUCCUUAUUGUGGACGAGUAUAUCAAAAGUUGGUUCAAUAAAAACAUUAUUGAUGCUUUACUUAAAAAUGUUGAAAAUGUAGUAAAAGCUGGAAAGGGGAAGGUGCAUGCAUUAAUAUGUGUUCCAGACACUCUGUCAAAAAAUGUCGAAGAAUUCCUAAAGAAUAGUUCUUUGCAGUAUGAAAUUUAUGAUCUAAACGUAAAAGGGUACACCGAAAAAGACUGGGGAGCAAUAUUUGACACUCAUAUGCAAAGUAGAAUAGAUUGGAUCAGGAAUCAAAAAUACCAGAAAAGGGACAUCGAUAAAUACAGAGAGGCUUACAUUAAAUGCAAACCUAUUCAUAUAGGGAAACCGAAGAUACCGCUUCUUCUCUUUCAAAACGAAUAUUAUUUUAAGAAUGCUUCCAAAUUUCUCGAGAACCCAUAUGACUCAAUAUUGCAGCGAAUAACUGCUUUAUCCGAAUCAUGGUGGUCAUCCAAUGUACGUCAUUUUGUUUUCCUCGUAAUUGUCAUGUUACACAAUGGAGAAGCAAAGAUUGAAGACAUAGAUAGAUAUAUGGUCAAUGAAAUAUGUCGAGUAUUUCAAGUGAGGACACUUACAUUUCCCAAUGACUUACAACUUGAUGAGCUGGAACAAUAUGGAAACAUUGUCUCAAUACGCUGCAGAGAAACAGUUCGUGUCACGUUUGAUGUUCUUUGGAAGAAAAGGAAAGAUUUGAUCAUCAAAUACUGUGAUGAUGAAUUAUUUUUGGAACGUGUCUCUUUACGUGGAGUGACAAAACAUGAUCUCCUUGCAAUAAACGAACGGUUUCAGUCGAUGAUAUCAGCUGGGACACCGUACGUAAGGGAACACAAUAUCUUGGAAGAAUUGGGAUCGAAAUGUUCUACUUUAGAUAAAGAAACGGGUUUUUGAGACAUAUUUUGAUAGCUUGUAAGGAGUAUUUUAUUUGGUUGUUCAGUCUGUGAUCAAGGUUUAUCUUAUACGUGUGGUGUAUAUUGAAAGUGAGAUAAAGCAUUAGCUUUAUCACACGCCCGUUUGAUUAAGCACUUCCGGUCCGAACUACUUUUGACAAUGUUCCCGCUUGGAUGACAUAUUUUCUGUGUUUAUGCAUACAUGUGUAUCGAUGCAUGAAAUAAAGCGUAAAACUUGUUAUUCUGUAUUUAUUUAGA